ACAGCACUACAAGAUAGUAAUAAUGAAGACGUUCAUUGAACUGAUAUCCUGAUCAUACAUAUGAAUCACCUUGCCACUCAUGCCGAUGAGUCUUUUAGUUCUACAUCUCGAUUUCUUGUUGGGCUAGACCAAUUGUCCUAUCGCCGUCGGUGGUUUUCAUGCCAAGUCGGGUUUAGGGCGAGGUCCAAAGCCAUAAUAACAAUUCGGCGAUGGUUCACGAUGCUACUUGAGUAAGAAAUACAGCCAGUAGCUUAACCCUUUAAAACUUGGAGCUGUGCUCGAAAAUUUUCUUUUUUCGAUGUUACGGUAGAAAUGGUCAUCCGUCGCAUCUUACAUGCCCUAUCGCCGACGGCGAUCCAUCGCGAUGAGGCAAGAAAUCGGCUUUCUGGCAUCGAGGAGGGCGAAGGGGACAAUGUCGCUUACUAUGUGGAAGAGAUGGAAGAGCAGGACCGCCUACUCACAUCUGGCCGUGACAACGUCGAUGUGACAAUAGAAGCAAAAUCAGUUGAUCAACGCCAAUCGCUGUGGCCAGUUGCUGCCUUCACUCUCGCCUGUGUCGGCACCAUUUUCUCUUUGGCAUGGGUAGCACUAUCAUUAGACCUCCGCCGACGACCAGGACCGUCUCCUCUAGAGAUAGCACAUACCAUUCCUCUUCGUCGUCCAGACAAGGACUACGUACUGGAUCCCAACUGGGAUUUCGAAGCGCCGAACCAAGUGCGAAAGUAUGACUGGCUUAUCAUCGACAAAGACGGAGAACCGGAUGGAAUCUCGAAGCCAAUGAUGACUAUAGAGGGCCAGUUUCCUGGACCACUGAUUGAAGUUAAUGAAGGCGACAUUAUCGAGGUCAAUAUCCAUAAUCAUGCUUCCAACGCCACCGCUAUCCACUGGCACGGCAUUUUCCAGAGCGGCACGAACUGGAUGGACGGGGCUGUAGGCGUUACUCAAUGCCCCAUUGCUCCUGGAACUUCGUAUCUUUACAGGUUCAAUGUUACUGGUCAAGCUGGUACCUAUUUUUAUCAUGGCCAUCAGGGCGUCCAGGCCUUGAAUGGACUCGUAGGACCUCUCGUGAUCCACGGCCGGGACGAAGCGACGCAUAAGCCCAUCCUAUAUUCGUCAGACCGCGUGGUCUUACUCCAAGACUGGUACUACGAUUCAGACAGUGGGCUCAUGCGAGACGUGUUAUCUCCGGGCGUCGAGGAUGCGCCGAUACCCAAUACAGCUUUGAUUAACGGUGUGAACCAAGCUGACUGCUCGGAUCAUCCCAACAGACGGUGUUCGGAACUGGAGAGGUCUCUCCCCAAUUUGGAUUUAGUCCCUGGCGAGGGCCAUAGGUUACGAUUCCUGAACGUUGGUGGGUUCGCCUGGUUCCAGGUUGCAGUAGAUGAGCAUGAUUCUCUGCCAAUUAUCGAAGUAGAUGGUACCGCCGUUGAACCCGCAUCCGAGUCUUCGCUAGUAAUUGCCCCAGGACAAAGGUAUAGCAUGAUCUUAACGGCAGAUCAACCCGGAAACGAGGCUUUCUGGCUUCGUGCUAGGAUGAUAAGUGCUUGUUUUGCAAGCCAGAAGCUUCCAGAAAAUGGUAUUGAUGAGGCAAAAGCCAUUAUACGCUAUCAUAGUAAUGUAGGGGGGGAUGAUAACCACGAACACCCUCCCCUGCCAACCACUACUUCCAGCCUACAAUACCUCCCAAUAUGUAAAGACAUGAGUUCCACAACCUCAUUUUCUCCUUUACCAGCACAACCAGCCCCUAUUCAUGCCGACCAUUCAUGGUAUCUACGUGUCAACCUCGCCAUUGGCGACUGGCGGUUACAACGAGGCGUUAUGAACUCAUCCUCGUUCCGACCGGAUCCUACGUCGCCGACCUUACACCGAGUCCUCGAGGGUCUCGCCCAGAACGACGAAUCCUUCGCCAAAAACGGCAUACUUGACGCGGCCUUCGACCCCGCCUCCGAGCUCAUCAUCUCUCACAACGGCGUCGCCGACACCGUCGAUAUCAUCCUGCAGAACAUGGAUGAGAACAGCCAUCCCUUCCACCUCCACGGCCACCAGAUGUGGGUUCUCGGGGCCGGCCACGGCUACUUCCCCGGCUACGAAGCCCUUGGGCUGAACCCCGGGGGCAAGGGGCUGCUCGGCCCUGCGAACUCGACCGUCGUCGACAACCCUUUGAAGCGAGACACGGUUACGGCCGAGGGCUUCGGAUGGGUGCUCCUGCGCUUCGUAGCGGAUAAUCCCGGCGGCUGGCUUUUCCAUUGCCACGUCCUCUGGCACUCGGAAGCCGGCAUGGCGAUGCAGUUCCUCUCCCGCGUAGAUGUCAUGAGGGAAUGGGAACUGCCCCAGGACGCGAAGCGGUUGUGCUCGCUGCCGGAGGCGGAGCUGACGAAAGGCGCCCCGCCUAAGGACGAGGUAUUCUUCGGCUUCAGCAAUGAGGAUGGAGGAUGAAAGAGGUGGAUUGUUUGUUUAUACAUGGACCACUUACGAUACCGAUAUCCCUAUGAGAGUAUAGGCGAUAUAUAAGGCCGCGUUAUAUACCCUGUACACAUGUAUACUAUAUAUUCUAUUGUACAUUGGUUAGUGGCAUUGCCCUGAAGUAUAUAAUGAAAUCGUCUUAUGGAAGAGAUUAUAGUGAAGAAUAUUUAAUUAUACCUAAGGAACAAGUGUCUAGAUCCUAUUAAAGUAUCUUUACGACACGAUAGGAGAAAAUAUUAGAGGGAACAGGGAGUUUUUCCUACAACUAAUUUAUUGUUGCCUUUAUCAAUAGGGGGCGAUGGGGUUCAACAUCUAACUAACAGGUAGACAACUACGACUGCCCCUUAGUUCAACGUCAAGAUAUGGCAUGUAUUUAGGAACUGACAAUAUGUGCUAUGGGGCUAAAGUGAUAUUAUGCCUUGACGGUUCGAUUUCAAAUAUCACUUAGGUACCUUCCUUUGUUAGUAAAUAGUAGGAUAUAGAGAGGCAAAUCAUAAAGUA
This is a messenger RNA of Daldinia decipiens, 2964 nucleotides long. RefSeq names its product putative multicopper oxidase. The coding region runs from base 313 to 2436 and encodes 707 amino acids. Gene Ontology annotation, molecular function: copper ion binding; oxidoreductase activity. The transcript is spliced from 2 exons. The record is from RefSeq and is a predicted model, not a curated record. NCBI's taxonomy places the organism in Eukaryota, Fungi, Ascomycota, Sordariomycetes, Xylariales, Hypoxylaceae.